Messenger RNA from Hippocampus comes (tiger tail seahorse), 1339 nucleotides. Its product is annotated as beta-crystallin B3-like. Gene Ontology annotation, molecular function: structural constituent of eye lens. Bases 447 to 1193 code for a protein of 248 amino acids. The transcript is spliced from 6 exons. Gene Ontology annotation, biological process: visual perception; lens development in camera-type eye. The record is from RefSeq and is a predicted model, not a curated record. NCBI's taxonomy places the organism in Eukaryota, Metazoa, Chordata, Actinopteri, Syngnathiformes, Syngnathidae.
CAAGCUGAAGAACCAGCCAUGGAGCAGCCAGGUGUAGAGCAAGGUAGCUGGGUGUGGUCCAGAUUGCUGAGUGAGACAGAUCUCAGCUCAUUCUCUUGGCUCGCUGGCAGAGCAAGUGCCCACUAUAGGAUCAUGGUCAGGAUGGCAGCACGGGCCGAGCUGGGCCGCAUUCGCCAGGGACAGAGGGCAAGCCUAUUGAGAAGCAGUGUGACGGACACAAUGGGUGCGACAGACUUGCUGCAUCAACAGGCUUUUUGCUGCUGUGGCCAGAAAUAAACCAUAAAUACCCCCCUGGCCUCCACCGACUGCUCGCCAGGCCUCCACACCCACUCACGCACCCUCACACUAAGACAGACUGACAAGAAAGAAAAAGAACAACGCAAGACAGGGAUAUUGGCUUGUACCAGGUGCACUGACGGAAGCCAUCCAGCACCAAACUAAGGAAAAUGACAGAUCAACAAGGAAGCCCAGACCAGUUACCUGCAGAGAAGGGCCAGGGAGGAGCUGGAGCCUCAUAUAAGUUGACCAUUUUCGAGUUGGAGAACUUCCGUGGAAAGAAAGUGGAAUUGUCUGGCGAAUGUAAAGAUGUGCUGGAGAAGACACAGAAAGUUGGCUCCAUCAUUGUGGAAUCUGGACCAUGGAUUGGUUUUGAACAUCCACGUUUUGCAGGCGAGAAGUUUGUAUUGGAGAAGGGGGAGUAUCCCCGCUGGAGCACCUGGACCAACUGCCAGAGUCACUACUGUCUGAGCUCUUUCAGGCCCCUAAAAGUGGACAGUGCAGAUCACAAGCUGCACCUGUUUGAGAACGCAGGUUUUGAAGGCAGGAAAAUGGAGAUUGUUGACGAUGAUGUUCCCAGUCUGUGGGCUUAUGGUUUCCAGGAUCGAGUUGCCAGUGCUAAGGCCAUCAACGGCACGUGGGUGGGUUACAUGUACCCGGGCUACAGAGGACGCCAGUAUGUGUUUGAGCAUGGAGACUUUAAGCACUGGAAUGACUGGGGAGCCACUGCGCCUCAGAUCCAGUCUGUCCGACGUGUGAGGGACAUGCAGUGGCACAAGAGGGGGUGCUUCAUUGCCACCACUCCAAAUCCGAAUCCCAACCCGAAACCUAAACCCACUCCCAACCCCAAUCCUGUUCCUAACCCUACUCCAAAUCCCAAACCGUCUCCAAAUACCAAAUCACAAACCCAGCCUUAAGCCUAAAACCACAACUCCAGCACCUCCUUACACCUCCUGGGACAAGCCGAAGCCACUGUGAUAUGACAUUGACUCAUUACUGGCAUUUGUAAGGAUGAAAUAAGCAUUUGUGAUUACAAAUAAUAAUAAAAAAAUCCCCGACUGUU